AUGAAAUUCCAAAAGACGCAGUUUGCAUUGAUCUCGGAUAACCUCAGGCUUCCUUAUUCGGGCAGUGGUUCAACGUUUGAGAAGGUUACUGCGACAUGGGUGAUGGCAAUGCAAGAUUUCGAGAAGAUCAUGGACAACCACCCGCAACAACUAUGGGUAAUGGCGUUGGGAGCUGUUUUCCGGCAAUGGGAAAUUCGCAAUGCCGAUAUUGGAGUCGCCUUCGAUUGGUUUGUAAAACUGGGCACAAAACUGAAAUCGACAGAGGCCCAUCAGUGUCCAGAGCUCAGCUGGAUUCUCAAGCUUUGCUCUGCAGCUGAGGACACUGCUCACGAUACCAAGGUCGCAAAUAACCUUGUAAAAGUAUAUUUGGAAGGGCCUCCAGAUUUCUUCGGCGGUCCCAAUACCAACAUCAGCUUCCGUGCCGAUGCAACAUCCCAUCUGAGUAGCUCUGACAUCACGCUGUGGGUUCAAUCCGAUGCCUAUAAGACCACCUGGGCGGAUGGCGUGAAUUCCGCGUUUGAUGAAGUCUUGCCCCCGGAUGAAUGGGUCCCGCAGCUCUUGAAUGCGGAUAACAACAGGAUAUAUGAGUACAUGAUGGGCUUUAUGAAGACCCGACCUACUAGAGCAGCCACUAUUAAUCAUGGCACCAAUCAUAUCAAACUAAGGGACCCCAAUUCCAAGCGAAGAAGACUUGACUCACCGCCAAGGGAUGAAUAUUCGACUCACGCUGCAUAUCUUUUCCCAGAACAGCACUCGACUGGUAUUAGCGACAGCGACAGCCCUAAUAAGCCCCGCAGGGCCGAUAUCCGCAGGCUCGGGAUCAUGGGUAGCCCUGCCGUCCUCCUGAAGAUCUCUACCUCCAGCCACGUCACCAACGGCAAUCUCGCAAUUUCGGGUGGCACUGUUCACACCAACGCAUCCCCGAAGAAAAAGAAGAAAAAGUCCUCCAAGACGCCGAAACAGCCCAAGCAGGCAAAACCCCCAAAGAUUACCAGUGCCCGCGUUCCCAAGGCGUUACCGCCCGCUCCUCCUCGAAGCGUCGCCUCCUCGACAAGGCGGGACAUCGAGCCCGAAGACGGUUACUGCUGGCUGCUCCUCUUCAAGUCGAAAUACUGGAAUCAACUGCGCUCAAUGUACGGUCCGAAUACAGUGCACCAGGUAAACGCCCCUCACGGCGUACUGCGCGAGUUUAUGCGCCAGUAUCCACACAUGGUCUCUUCAAGGAGGGACCUGAUACGGCAACAGACGGCGCCCAACCUCAGCCACAUAAGUCCGCAUGGUAACAGUUCACCCUGGGAGAUCAUGGGAUGGUAG
Parascedosporium putredinis is the source of this 1314-nucleotide messenger RNA. The record is from the annotation of a GenBank genome assembly. Lineage: Eukaryota; Fungi; Ascomycota; Sordariomycetes; Microascales; Microascaceae.